Molecule: messenger RNA, 661 nt
Organism: Tuber aestivum (summer truffle)
Lineage: Eukaryota; Fungi; Ascomycota; Pezizomycetes; Pezizales; Tuberaceae
Source: the annotation of a GenBank genome assembly
ACCUUUCAAACCAAAAUCCCUCAAAAAAAAAAAAAAAAGAGAAAAAAAAACAAUGGACCAGAUAACGGAUUACCUCCCCCAAACACCCGGCCUGCUCCCAAAAUGGCUGCUCUUCGUCGCCGUGGUGGCGCUCGGCAACUCUGUGCAGGCGUACCUGACGCUGCGCUUCAACAAACGCAUAUACUGCGCGCGUCCGCACGACGUGACCGCCCUCUCGUCCCGCACCUUCGGAACCUGGACCGUGCUCAGCGCGAUCCUGCGCAUCUACGCCGCCUACCACAUUCACGACCCCGUCAUCUACGAUCUCGCGAUGUGGAGCUAUGCCGUUGCCGGGGCGCACUUUGUCAGCGAGUGGUUGAUUUUCGGGAGUGCUGGGUUAGUAACUGCGGGGGGGGGUCUCUUUCUUGAACCUCCCAAAUUCUCUCCCCCUUUGAAGCGGGAUUGUGGCUGAUUUGGAGAACAGACUGGGUGCUGGGUUAACGGGACCGUUGGUGGUUUCUUCGACGAGUCUUGCUUGGAUGAUUACGCAGCGAGGGGAGUAUUAAGGGGAUUUUGGGCGGUCUGUCCGAAGUCGGGGCGGGGCUAGGAGUUGGGAUAAGCUGUUAUGAUUGUUGCUUAGAUGAUACUUGGCGGAAAAUACAAGAGCAAUUGAAUGGGGAGA